This is a messenger RNA of Metopolophium dirhodum (rose-grain aphid), 4774 nucleotides long. RefSeq names its product piggyBac transposable element-derived protein 4-like. The coding region runs from base 2025 to 3977 and encodes 650 amino acids. Lineage: Eukaryota; Metazoa; Arthropoda; Insecta; Hemiptera; Aphididae. The transcript has 2 exons. The record is from RefSeq and is a predicted model, not a curated record.
AAUUUCAAAUGAUAUUCCAGUUAAGUCAUCAUCAAUGUCAACCCCACCAAGAGCAUUUAACUACUUCUACACCGAAUACAACAACAAACUUCGAUAAAGUCAUUGAAUCAAGUAAAAAUGCAUUAGUUGAUUCACUUACUACUGAAAGUAGUUCUACACAUAGUAAUUAUUGUACAAAUAUUAAAAAAAAUGAGUCAAUAUCUAAUAACAUUUUGAAUUUUGGUGACAAAAUUAAUCAAAAUGAACAAAAAAAUAUUGAUAUACUCUUGGCUCGUUCAAUUUAUGCAUCAUCAUCACCAUUAAAUUUGGUAGAAAAUGUAUAUUGGAAAGAGUUUUUUAAAAAAAUUCGACCUGCUUAUUGCCCACCUUCAACUUAUAUAAUUUCUAAUAGAUUGCUUGAUGAUGAUUAUAUGUAUACAUUAAGAUUCAUAUUGUAGAUGCCAUAUAGGUAUAUUAUACUUAAUACUUAUACACAAAGGCAAUAAAUAUCUACCUUACUAAGUAAAAAUUAACUGUAUUUCUUACUACAAUUUAAAAAAAAAAUAUUUUAUUUAAUUUUUCAUUAAAAUGAAAUAUUUCAUGAAAGUUUCAUGAAAUAUUUCACAAAAAUAAAUUUCAUGAAUUUUUAGAACCCUAUUCCUAUUGUUUAGUACCUUAUCUUGAGAGUUGUCAAACAUAUGAGGACAUUGGUGGAGUAUUAUGUGUGAUAUAUGUUGUCAACAAGAAUGUGAUUUAGAAAAAUAAGUAAAACAGAUACCUAAAUAUGGUUAAUAUUAUAGUUAUUAUAUUAAGAGUUUUUUGUAGGUCUGUUAUUAUAUUUUCUAAGCUACCUAUGUUGAAAGUAUAUUAUUUUCAUAUGUAAAUAUAAAGUAAUGAAAAUUUUAUUAUAAUUUUGUUAACUUAUAAGCCUGACUAUAUUUAUAUUUUAUAAACUUAAAGUCUGAUUGAAUAGUAAUGAGUUCAAAAAGUGUUGAUAUUUUUUGUUAUAUUAGGUUUACUAGAUGUUAUACCUACUUAAUUAUUAAAGAAAAAUUUGAAUGAAAAAUUUAGUUUUUAUAUUAAGAGUUUUUUUGGUUUUUUUUUUUUUUUAUAUAAAGUUAUGUACCGUAACAUGGGGUAACUUUGUCUCCGGGAGGUAACUUUGACCCACUUUGACCCAUUUUUUGUCAUGUUUAUGAUAUAAUUAUUCAUUUUAGGCGCUUAGGUUAUACCUGCCUACUUAGUUUAUAUAGUCUCUCAUCUGUCUUGUCUAUUUUGCUCAACAGUAAACGAUGCCGCGUAAUCCAAAAAGAUCGCUAGGUGCGAACAUCACAACUGACGAUGUAAAUGAUUAUAUGGACCGUCUUGAACAAACCUUAGCUGGUCUUCCGCCCUCACGUAUAUAUAACUAUGAUGAAACAAACCUCACAGACAUAGACGGAUAUUGGGGGGGACUUGGGGGGCUUAAGCCCCCUCGGAAGGUUCUAGUAUCUCUACUUCAAUUACAACAAACAAUAUUGAUACAAUUGUAGAAAAUAAUCAAAAUAUAAAAAAAAAAAUAUUGUUUUGUAAGAAUUUAUUUUCAACUGUUCCCCUCUUUGAGGCAUAGCGGGACGAAUUAUAACCCACAAAAUAAAUACAUUUGUGGCAUAGCGGGACGAAAAAUAACCCACCAAUAGUAGUAUAGAUAUUUUAUUUCUUUUAAUAAACCACGUUUAUCCGUUACUAUUAUUAGAUAUUUUACAUUAUUUUUUAUCAAUAGCUUCAAGAAUUAAUCGACUAUGUUGAUUUAAACGUAUGGAAUGACCAAUUUAGUAAUCCGAUGUCCUUCGUAUCGCGAGGAAAUGCGGUUACGAACUUCACAACAAAAUAAUUUUAUUUUCGUACCACUUUUGUAUUCUUGCUCGUGAUAUAUUAUAUAAAAACAUAUUAGAAUUCAUAUAAGCCGAUUAGAUUCCGUUAAAUGACAUUAUUUUAGCCGUAACGAAAUAAUAUUUCAGUGUUUAAAUUUUAACCCGCUGUGCCGUACGGUCCAUUUGUUUACAAUGAGCGCGCGUAUGAACGAAAAUAAUAUUGUCGAGUGUUUGUUCGAAGAUUUACCAUCCGAUAGUGAUAGUUUUACGUCUUACGAUGAUUCUGAUGCUGAUGAAACUUAUUUACCUAAUAAAGAUGUUGAAGUAGUGGAGGACAACAAUUUAUCUGAUGAUUUAAUGGAUCAAAAUGACGAUGAACUGGUAGAAAUUUUAAAUUUAGAUGAAGGUAACAUUUUACUAUUACCUAGUCCUAUAAAAACGCGCAAUUUGCAAAGGCAAUCACAUUUAAAAAAUAACGAUACUAAUAGUCAUAUUCGGCGUCCUUUAUUUCCACCAAUCAAUCAGGAAUCAACAGAAACUAUUGCAGUAGAAAACAAUACAGUUGUAAAUGGUCCACCCGAAAAUACAUUGAUAAAUAGUAACGAAAAUAAUAAUUUUGAAUUUACUACUCCGACGUGGUCAAAAAAUAAUGUUUUUUCACAAAAUCCUUUACCUGAAUUUACGUGUUUUGAUGGUCCAUCUAGUAUUAUUGAUAUUGAAGCUGAACACACUCCAUAUUCAAUUUUUCAAUUAUUAUUUUCAAAUGAUAUAGUAGAAUUAAUAGUGUAUCAAACAAAUUUGUAUGCAUACCAAUUAAAAAUGAAAACUGGAAAAAAUUAUAUUCCUACAGAUACAAAUGAAAUAAUGACUUUCCUUGGUAUGAAUAUUUUAAUGGGCAUAAAACGUAAUCCAAGUUAUAGAGAUUACUGGUCUACAGCUUUGGACUUACAUGACGAUUAUUUAAGUUCUCUUAUGACUGUAAAUCGUUUUGGUUGGCUACUUUCAUCUUUACAUUUAAAUGACAACUCGGUUAUGGCAAAACGGGGCGAAACAGGUUAUGAUAAAUUGUACAAAGUUCAACCUUUUUUAAUAAAAAUUCGAGAAAAUUUUCAAAAAUAUUACCACCCACACAAAAUUAUUGCAGUCGAUGAAUCUAUGAUAAAAUUCAAAGGGCGAUCAACUUUAAAGCAAUACAUGCCGAACAAACCAAUUAAAAGAGGGUACAAGGUAUGGUCGUUAGCCGAUAAACAUGGUUAUCUUUGGAAUUUCGAUUUAUACACUGGUAAAAGAGGCGACUCUGUCGAAACAAAUCUUGGAGGACGAGUAGUCAAAGAUUUAACAAAUCCAUUACAACAUAAAAAUUAUAACGUAUACAUUGAUAAUUUUUUUACAAGUGUACCACUUUUGGCAUAUUUAAAAUCAAAAGGUAUUUUUUGCUGUGGAACUGUAAAAAGUACUAGAAAAUACUUGCCAAAGUUAGAAUCAGAUAAAAACAUGACCAUGGGUGACAUUGACUGGAACAUGAGCGACCAGUAUGAUAUUUCAAUUGUCAAAUGGAAAGACAAACGAGGAGUUACUUUGCUGUCCAACUUUCAUAAUCCUACUGAUGUCGUUGAAGUCAAAAGAAAAUCUAAAGAUGGAACCACAUCAAUGAUACCUUGUCCCAGUGUACUUAAGGACUAUAAUAAUAAUAAGAACUGCGUUGAUAAAUUUGAUCAAUAUAAAAAAAUGUAUCAUAUAGAUAGGAAAAGUCGAAAGUGGUGGCAUCGCAUAUUUUUCUUUUUUUUUGACGCAGCUAUUGUGAAUUCUCAUAUUAUAUAUAAAAAAAUAACGGGAGAAAAAAUAACAUUAAAAAAUUUUCGUCGUGAAGUAUCAAAAAGCCUCGUUUCAAAAACUUUUGUUCAAAAACGCCGACAGAAAAGUUCCAGAUCACCAUCGCCUCUUCUCAUAAAAAGAGCAUCUGUAUCGCCAUCCCUUCGCAAGGAUCAAUCAGCACAUCAGCCAGACCGGACGACCAGAAGAAGAUGCGCUCAUUGUAGCACUAAAGAAAAGGAAGUUCGAACAGACUGGAAAUGCACCAUAUGUUAUGUGCCACUUUGCAUUUCAAAGUCCAGAAAUUGCUUCAAUAUUUACCACUCAUGUUAAAAUGUAAGUUUUUUUUAGUGCUUGGUAUUUUAGAUUUAAUAUAAUCAAUUUUUGAAUUUUGAUAUAUUUUUUUUUGAUUUAUUACAGUGCAAAAGGAAUAAAUGACGAUCCUGCACAGUGGGACGAUUUUUAACCCACCUAUUUUUUAUUAAUGAAAAAGUUGAUUUUUUUAUUUUUUAAUUUUUGAACAUUAAAUGAUAAGUAAUAAACAGUGUUAUGUUGUAAAAAAAUUUUGAAAAAAAUAAAAAUUUAAGUUUGUGUGCAAGACGGGUUUUUUCAUUUAUUAAAAUCUCGUGCCUCAAAGAGUUAAUUACCGCCGAUAAGACCGUUAUAUUAUCCUAUCCAUAUCUUUAUUAUCUAUGAUAAUCUAUGAGAGAGGACUAGAGAUAAGGAGGCCAAACUCUGCUGGCCACCUGAAAUGCCGCCCGAAAACCAUGAACCAUAACCAUUGUUCUGGGCAUGAACAAAAAUAUUAAACAACAGAAUAUUUUUCUCAGCUUUGGUGUGAAAUAGAAACCUUUGCUAAAGAUCAUGACAUAUCAAUACAAACACCGUCUAAAGGUGAGCCUUGAUUAUACAUAUAUUUAUUUAUAAUUCUUAAUUUUAACUAAAUAUUUACUUAACUAGGAUGUAAAAGAAAAAGACAAGAGCCAACAAUUUUUAAAAAUGUUGAUGUCACUGCAACCACAAGUACUGAACAUAGCAUCAAUGAAACUAAUGAAACCACUGAAGAUUAUUUAAAAAAAAAUGCUUUCUUUCCUGUAUUUGAUGCUAUCUUGGUAAAUCUGGAAAAAAGG